ACUUUUCCAUCAUUCGAAGCCAAUCUACUUCUUCAGCUCUUGAUAGAAAAGCAAAAAUAGCAAAGAUGCAGCUCACUCCAAGUUCCUGCACCAGAGUCCUGGCACUGCUGGCAGUCCUCCUCUUGCUGUCAAUCAAUGCAGUAGCUCCCCAACAAUGCAAUCUGAAGUGCAGUGACAAAAUGAACCAUUCUGCAACAAGUCUAUAUGCAAUGAAGUUACAUGAAAAUUACUACUCGCCAUUGAACAAUCUAAAUAUUGAUGUGAAAGUGUAUAGGACAAAAUGUCCUGAUCUGAAUACUCCUGGACCAUCAUGGUUUAAAGUGGAAGCUUUUGUUGAAAACACGAAACAUACAAUUGGAGAGUUUGAGACUUUUAAAGACACAGAAAAUUCAGAAGCCUAUACCAUUAAAGACAAUACAGCUAUUGAAUUCUCUACAUGGGAUGCAGUUUCAAUCUACGAUUUGCCUAGAACUUACCAGUGGAAAAAAGAGGCUGGCAACAAUGGAACCAUAUGUUUCAGGUUGACAGUAUUAGUUGACAAGUGCAGACAAAUUGUGCAAUGCAUUCUACCACGAACAUUGAGUAUGAACUCUUCUGAGGAGCACUUUGGAAGCGGAGAUAUCAACUUGUUCUUGCCUAAUUCUGGACAAGAACUGCCUGAAGAUGAAGAUGCCGUACUACCAAUCCCAGAACAUUGUCAGAACAACUGCACAAACGUAAAACAAGGAUCAUUUUGCUCUAUACCUUACGAUAGAAAAAGUUACAGCAGUAGAUGUGAAUGGAGAGUCCAGAAAUGUGCACUGAGAGCUCGUGGAGUUGACGUUCAACCCAUGGAGGUUAUAAAUUGUGGUGAUAGGCCAAAUUCAACAAAUGUUGAUUACAAAAAUUGUUGGGAGGAAAAAAGAGAGGAUGGAAAAUGGAAUGAAGGAUGUAAUUGCAAAGGAUACUAUAAGAGUAUACAAUGCAGAGUAACUGAGAAAGAAGAAACGAAGUGCUGGUGCUCUAAUCCCAAUGGUAGCCAAUGGAGCCCUGAUCCACAAAUAAAAUAUCAAUGUACAGAUCCUAAAGAAUAUGAAUAUCCAUCGUAUUUGCAAGCGUGUCUACCGCAGUAAAAGUGAAAAACCACUCAUUCGAAGACUCCACACUCAAGCAUAGAACAAUCAAAUUACUUUUAUACGGCUUUAUACUUUUAUACUUUUAUACGGCUUUAUUUUCCGUGCAUUCAUUUAUUCUCAUUAUAUACAUGAUCUAUUAUAAUUAUAUAAUUACUACACAAUGCAUUUGAUCCUCUUAUAAAUUAUAUAAA
Halichondria panicea is the source of this 1306-nucleotide messenger RNA. RefSeq lists its product as uncharacterized. Lineage: Eukaryota; Metazoa; Porifera; Demospongiae; Suberitida; Halichondriidae. The coding region runs from base 66 to 1112 and encodes 348 amino acids. The record is from RefSeq and is a predicted model, not a curated record. The transcript is spliced from 7 exons.